AUGGCUUGGGCAUCCAAGGGCCAAGUAUACACUUCGUUCGCUAAACGAGCAGCGGGGUCUGUGGGCGCGCAGCCUAGCAAGCAGUCCGACAACUCGAUCGACUGCUUUAGAAAAGUCAUUCGUAACGAGGGUUUCAAGGGUCUCUACUCGACCUGGCUGCCCGUCGUGGCAGCAACACAAUACACCAGCGGCGGCAGGGACUCUAGUAGUGCCAAGAACGUGAGAGACAUCACCGGCUCCUUAAACGCGGUGCUCUGGACUUCCUUUGUCAUGAUGGCCUACAUCUACAUUGACGCUGCGAGGAGAGAGGCAACUUCUUGCGGUAACCUGACUUUUACCGUCGGCAUUCCGCUUCGACAAAGACGAGGCAUGUGCUCGCUAUAA
Molecule: messenger RNA, 384 nt
Organism: Neurospora tetraspora
Lineage: Eukaryota; Fungi; Ascomycota; Sordariomycetes; Sordariales; Sordariaceae
Exons: 4
Coding region: 1-384 (127 amino acids)
Source: RefSeq, a predicted model, not a curated record